Messenger RNA from Coccidioides immitis RS, 2442 nucleotides. RefSeq names its product acyl-CoA oxidase. Gene Ontology annotation, cellular component: peroxisome. The coding region runs from base 78 to 2159 and encodes 693 amino acids. The transcript has 4 exons. Gene Ontology annotation, molecular function: acyl-CoA oxidase activity; FAD binding; fatty acid binding. The record is from RefSeq and is a predicted model, not a curated record. Gene Ontology annotation, biological process: lipid homeostasis; fatty acid beta-oxidation using acyl-CoA oxidase. Lineage: Eukaryota; Fungi; Ascomycota; Eurotiomycetes; Onygenales; Onygenaceae.
ACGUCUUCUCCCUCUCCCCUCGUCCUCUCCUCCCUUCUAUCUUCUUCCUAUCUUCUUUUGAUUUCCCUCCUCCAACCAUGUCUCCCACUCCGGAUUGGGUGAAGAAGCUGAAGCCCGCCGGGCCUCAGGGCACGGAGUUGCUUGAACAAGAGCGGGCAAAGUCAAACGUCUCCGUCGACAAGCUCGCCGAGCUCAUCCACACAAAGGAAACUCUGCAGAGACAAGAACGUCUCCUUGCAAUCAUGGAGAAGGAGCCCGUCUUCGACAAAUCGCAGAACCACACACUUGGCCGUGUAGAACGUCUCAAGAGAUCUCUCGGCAAGGCCAAACGUCUUCAAAAUCUGAGAGAGCAGCAUGGAUGGUCCCAGGACGAAUUUAUGAUGGCGAACGACCUGCUCGGCGAACCUACCCCCUAUGGACUUCACGCCAGCAUGUUCUUGGUCACCCUCAGAGAGCAAGGCACCCCAGAGCAGCACAAACUCUUCCUCGAGCGCGCAGAGAGAUACGAAAUCAUCGGCUGCUACGCACAGACUGAAUUGGGCCACGGCUCGAAUGUUCGUGGCCUCGAGACCACAGCUACCUGGGACCCCACCGAUAAGACUUUCAUCAUCCAUUCUCCAACCCUGACCGCUUCCAAGUGGUGGAUUGGCUCCCUCGGACGAACGGCAAACCACGCAGUCGUGAUGGCUCAGCUGAUUAUUGGCGGCAAAAGUUACGGUCCUCAUCCAUUCGUUGUCCAUAUUCGCGACCUCGAGACCCAUGAGCCGCUGGAGAACAUCCAUGUUGGCGACAUUGGUCCGAAAUUUGGCUACAACACCAUGGAUAAUGGCUUCCUACUGUUUAACCAUGUCAAGAUUCCCCACGUGAACAUGCUUGCCCGCUUCUCAAGGGUUGAUCCAGACACUGGCAAGUACAUCCGCCCAGCACUGCCCUCCCUCGUGUACGGAACCUUAACCUGGGUGCGCUCCACCAUUGUCCUCCAAUCCGGUGGCGUCCUUGCCCGUGGUGUCACGAUUGCCACGAGGUACUGCGCGGUCCGAAGACAAUUCCAAGACCGUGAUGCGCCGGCGACGGAAACCGGAGAGAACCAGGUCAUCAACUAUAAGAUGGUCCAAAUUCGAUUGCUACCCCUUCUGGCCGCCACUUUUGCGCUGCAUUUCACGGGCCGUGGCAUGAUGGCUCUUUACCAACAAAACCAGAGCCUGAUGAAGGCUACCGAAAAUGGAACCAAGACCAGGGGCGCUGGUCCCGAGCAAUUGAACCCUGGAGCUGAUCUCCUUGCCGACCUUCAUGCCACAUCCUGCGGUCUCAAAGCUUUGGGAAGUACCAUUGCUGUUGAGGGAUUGGAAGCCUGCCGUCGCGCUUGCGGUGGACACGGCUACAGCAGUUAUAGCGGGAUUGGUCCAUGGUACGCCGAUUACCUCCCGACUGCUACUUGGGAAGGAGACAACUACAUGCUCACGCAGCAGGUUGCCCGAUAUCUCCUCAAAUCUGCCCGUUCCGUCAUCGCUGGCAAGCCAGCAAACAAUGACACCUGCCGUGUCCUCGCGACCUACCUUUCUCGCCGUGACACAGGUGCUGCUUUCGACAUCCUCGAUAGCGAUAAGGACAUUGUUGAUGCAUUCGCGUGGCGCACUGCCUAUCUGACCUUCGAGGCCCUUAAGCACCGCGAUGUCGAGAAGAGAUCCUGGAACAGCCUGCUAGUCGACUUCUGGCGCCUCUCCACCGCUCACUCCCAGUACCUCGUUGUCAAGAACUUCUAUGAGGCCGUGUCCUCCCCUGCUACCGCCGCCGCCGUUGAUCCCGAAACAAUGACUGUUCUCCACAAGCUCUUCCGCCUGCAUGCUCUCCACACCCUUGAGCGUGAGGCCGCUGAGUUCUUCACCUCUGGAGCUGUCACGACAAGACAAAUUGUUCUCACUCGUACCAAGGCGGUGAUGAAUCUCCUCGAGGAGGUCCGUCCACAUGCUGUGCGCUUGGUGGACUCAUGGAAGUUCCCUGACUGGCAACUCGACAGCUCUCUAGGCAGAUAUGACGGCAAAGUCUACGAAGAUCUAUUCCAUCGGGCCAGCGAGCUGAACCCAGUCAAUGCCAUGACAUUUGACCCUUAUCCAAGCCACGAAGUGUUGGUGAAGAACGAGAGGCCCAGUAAGCUGUGAUUUCUCUUAACUGAGGGCUGAUGUUCCCUUUUGCAUUUCAAACGUGUAUUUUUUGCCCCCUGGAUUGAGAUUUGGCGUUUUCUUUUUUCCUAUAUUCUCCUUUCUUAUGGGUAUUGAUUUGGUUACUGUUUUUGCUUGAAUACACUGUUUAGAUUCUAGAAACAUAGAAGGACGGGAUGGAUAGACAAAUGGCGAUGUGGAUAGAGAGGCCUUCGAUGGCUGGAAGACAACGUUGUUAGUUAUCCGAUAGACUUGAAUUUAGACAUUCUCAUCAAUUCAUCCA